CAGGAGACGAGGAGCACAUGGUACUUAUUCCUGCUUACUCUGGCCAUUGGAGGUCUCCAAAUAGCAUGGUCUGUCGAACUGUCCAACGGUUCGCCGUAUUUGCUUGGUCUUGGCGUGUCAAAGUCCGUACUGGCGUUCGUCUGGAUUGCUGGACCGCUUUCUGGCACGUUAGUACAACCUUACGUUGGCAUUCAAUCUGACCGCUGCCGGUCACGCUUCGGCAGAAGGCGACCAUUCAUGGUGGGAGGCGCAGUCGCCACCAUACUAUCUCUGAUGGCCUUGGCCUGGACUCGAGAGCUCAUCGGCGGUAUCCUGCGUGCUUGUGGGGUUCCUGAAGAUUCGCAAGCAAUGUUUACUGGACCUAUCGUCUUCGCCGUGCUUAUGAUCUACAUCCUUGACUUCUCUAUCAACGUGAUCCAGGCCGCUAUCCGAGCGUACAUUGUUGAUAAUGCACCAGCACAUCAGCAAGACAGCGCCAAUGCUUGGGCCUCGAGGAUGAGCGGCGGUGGCAACAUUAUUGGCUAUUUGUUUGGCUACCUCAAUCUACCCAAGUACUUCUGGUUCUUCGGUGACACGCAGUUCAAGGUCUUGUGCGUGGUCGCUUCGAUUGCGAUGAUUAUCACACUUGCCAUCUCCUGCAUUUCCAUCGGCGAGAGGGACCCAAAUCUGGAUGGCGAACCUGAGAAGCAAGAAGGUGGCGUCCUCACCUUCUUCUCCGAUCUCGGGCGCUCCAUGCGCAAACUGCCGACUCAAAUCAGCAGAGUCUGCCAAGUGCAGUUCUUUGCCUGGAUAGGCUGGUUUCCAUUCCUUUUCUACAUCACUACUUACAUUGGCGAAAUGUACACCCAGCCCAUCUACGAACGGAACCCUCACAUGAGUGACGAGGAAGCCGAGCGUGUAUGGGAGCUUGGCACGCGCAUGGGUACCAGAGCUCUUCUCAUAUUUGCGCUCACCACCUUCGCGGCGAGCGUCGUCCUGCCAUUCAUGAUCACCAGCACAUAUCGCAUCCCGGACAAAACGCCUGGAGGAGGUAGAACACCGUUGACGCCUGGCCCCAAAACACCAGGCACGCCCGGCUUCCGGCACCCUGACGAUUAUUUCGGUGCUUCUGCUCCGCCUCGCAACCCCGUCGUGCGCUUCUUCCGCAAAUUUGCAUCAAUCGGAGUACCAGGCCUCACACUCAGGCGCGCCUGGUUGCUCUCCCACAUCCUCUUCACACUCUUCACCUGGCUCACCUUUGUCGUCCGCGAUGUCACCGGCGCUACGGUCCUGACCGCCUUGAUCGGCAUACCGUGGGCCAUGACGAACUGGGCGCCUUUCGCUCUGAUAGCGGCAGAGAUCGCUAAGCGCGACAGCAUUCGUCGUGGCCUCAUCCCGCCACCACCCACGGAGGAAGGCGAGAUGCUUGCAAGUGGCGAGGAUGACAGCGAAGGGGCGGAUCAAGCCGGUGUCGUGUUGGGUAUACACAACGUGGCGAUUGCGGCGCCACAGGUCAUCGCUACGCUGGUGAGUAGUGUGAUCUUCAAGGCGUUGCAGAGGGGAAGAGAUCAAGGUGGGGACAAUAGCACAGCAUGGGUGCUGAGGUUUGGAGGGUUGGCCGCGCUUGUGGCUGCGUGGUUGACUACGAGAGUCGGCGAGGAGAAUGGAGAAUGA
Molecule: messenger RNA, 1653 nt
Organism: Baudoinia panamericana UAMH 10762
Lineage: Eukaryota; Fungi; Ascomycota; Dothideomycetes; Mycosphaerellales; Teratosphaeriaceae
Exons: 3
Biological process (GO): transmembrane transport
Cellular component (GO): membrane
Molecular function (GO): sucrose:proton symporter activity
Source: RefSeq, a predicted model, not a curated record